Phlebotomus papatasi is the source of this 1041-nucleotide messenger RNA. RefSeq lists its product as uncharacterized. The transcript has 3 exons. Bases 166 to 1005 code for a protein of 279 amino acids. The record is from RefSeq and is a predicted model, not a curated record. NCBI's taxonomy places the organism in Eukaryota, Metazoa, Arthropoda, Insecta, Diptera, Psychodidae.
AUUUCUGCAAAAAGAAUUACAUAUAUUGAGAUUUUUUUUUUUCAAAAAAAAAAGUAAUCACAAAACUGAGAAGUCUUUGGAAAAAAUUAAUAGAAAAAAAUGUAAAAAAAUUGUUUCAUCCUGAAAUUACGACGGUCUAACUGUGUUCAAGUUUUUAAUUAAUAAAUGGCCCUUCCACAAAGAAAAAUCCAACUGUUUGCCAAAAUUGACGGUGAAAAUGGUGAUAAAGAUACAUUUUGUCAAAUAAAUUCGGACACUUUUGAGAUAAAUGACUUUGAAAAAGAGCCAAUUGUCUGUAAACUCUACGUGAGUGCCUCCAAAAAAAUUCAUGAAUCUAUAUCAGGUCAGCAGUCCAGACCCCUAAAAUCUGCUGGAGAUUAUGACUGUCUCAUGCAAAAAAUUGAGAAAUUGAAUAGCAAAUUGGAUAACAUUCAUAAAGAGAUUAGUGAGAAAAAAUCAAAUGUUAAUGUUCACGGGCAGACAAUAUGGAUUACUGGAGUUGAAGGUCUUAAUAAUUUAAAUCUUGGUCAUAUCCAGACAGAAAGCAGACCAGUGCAAGAAAAUUUUUCAACCAAUGUCACGGAAAUAAAAGAAUAUGGCAUAAGCUUUACUCAGAAGCCAGAAGAAACUUUGCAAUCACAUGGGUUAGAUUAUCUUAAUGAGACCUACGAUAAAAGAGCUAUGAUCAAGUCCGAUGAUUAUUUGAAAAGCAGUUCAGCAGGACGUUUGUCUGUAAAUAAAAACGACCUCGAGCAAAUGAAAAUUACUGAUUCAAGUGCAUUUAUCAAAAAAGAAUGUGGAGAUAUUGAACUAGGAGUAGAUGAAAUGCAAAAAAUUUCUAUAUCUUGCGAAACAAUGUCUAAAAUUAAAAGUGGACCACCAGAAGAACUUUACUACUCAGACAGACGUUCAUCCAUUCCAACGGUAGAGCCCGUAGAGCUCAAUAAAAUGCAUCAUGAUGAUAGAAAAUCAACUAUGACUAUUAAUAGCUUCUGUACUAAUUAAAAAUAGUAAAUAAAUAAAAAUGUCAUACCUGUAUCA